AUGACAAUCGUAAAUAACGCUUUCAUAGCGUCAGUUCUAAUCUAUUCAUUUCUAUUUGAUACUAGACUCCUCUACAUAUUUCUUGGUAUCAUAGGUAAUAAUCAAUUUCAUUUCAUAGCUAUUUAUCAGGCAUUAUCCUAUUUUUUCUAUCCUUCUGUAGGUUAUGGAUCUGGUAGAAGAAGAUUAUCUUAAGCACUUUGGAGUCCACCAACUGAAGGAGUUAUUCAUAAUUUAGUAGAAAUAGACUUGACAAACACUAUGAAAUAUCUAUCAAGUAAAUCAGCAAAGUAUUUAUAUUAUUAUUAUAUAAGAGAUUCACAUGUUACAUUAACACAUAUUUGUAUUAGAGCAAUUGCUGAAUGUAUUAAUGUUAGUAGAAAGAAAAUAUGUGGAAAAAUAGUAUUUGGUAAAUUUGUUGAAUUUCCUACAAUUGAUAUAUCAUGUUUAGUAAAUAUAGGUGAAGGAGAUGAUUUAGCAGCAUUAUUAGUUUAAAAUGCUGAUAAGAAAACUUUUGAAGAUAUUGCCGAAUAUAUCAAUGGUAAAGCAAAACUAGCCAAAUAAGGAAAAGAUGAAGAACAUCAAUAAAGAUCAGGCUUACUUAAAUAUCUUCCACCAUUGUAAUUUUAAUUAUUUUAUUGAUAGUGCUAUUGGUUUACUUAUCUAAGUUACAUCUUUUCUUACUUAUAAUUUGGGAAUCACAAUCAAAGCAUUAGGUUUAAAGAAAGAUUGUUUUGGAGUUGCUACAGUGACUUCUAUAGGAACUCUUGGAUUUAAAAAUGCAAUUGCUCCAUUCACUCCAAUGAUGAGAAACUUAUUGAUUGUCACUGUUAAUUAAAUUGUAGAAAAAGCAGUUGUUAAGAAUGGAUAAAUUGUUAUUGCACCUACAUUUUAAUUGAAUUUUUGUACUGAUCAUAGAUUCUUAGAUGGUGGUGCUAUUGUUAAAUCAAAUAAAGUCUUAUAUGAUGUAUUUGAGAACCCAGAGAAAUAUGCAAGAUAAUGA
Molecule: messenger RNA, 1000 nt
Organism: Paramecium primaurelia
Lineage: Eukaryota; Ciliophora; Oligohymenophorea; Peniculida; Parameciidae
Source: the annotation of a GenBank genome assembly